GACUUCAGGAGAAAUCGAGGACCACCGCUCUCAGUGACAUCAACGUGAUAUCCAGAUCUUUCUGCUAUAACUUCUGGUUUUGAUAUCUCGAGUGGAGACGCGCAGCGCGUGACGAUGAUGCGUGUCGUGGUCUUGGCAAGUUUAUUGUCAGCGUGCGCUGCUCACGGAAUAGGAAAGCCUCAAUGGGAGUACUCGGGAAAGGAAGGUUUCGACCACUGGGCUGAAGAGUUUCCAUCCUGCAACGGCUCGCAACAAUCCCCCAUCAAUAUAGACCCGUUCUUCACCACCGUAGGGGCGUUUGAGCCUCUCUACUUCAGCCAUUAUCACGAGAUUCCCGAAGCAGAAAGCAUCACAAACAACGGACAUUCAGUGGAGGUGAAGAUCAAAAGCAAGAACCAGCCGCAAGUGUCGGGGGGUAACCUGGGCGCCACCUACACGUUUGUCCAGUACCACAUCCACUGGGGAGCUGACGACCUCAGAGGCUCUGAGCACACCAUCAACCAUGUCAGGUACCCCAUGGAGCUUCACCUUGUGCACCACAAGAAUGAGUACGGCAACUUGACAGCAGCUCUGGAGCACCCCGACGGUGUAGCGGUGCUGGGUUUGCUCUUCGUCAUCUCUGAAUACGACAACCCGUCUCUUGCUCCCCUCAUAUCUCACCUCCUGUCGCACACAGCUGUUGGAGAACAAAACGUUACAAAGGAUCUCUACCCUCUGACGUCGGUAUUGCCUCGGGAUCUGUCCCGCUUCUACCGCUACCGUGGAUCGCUCACAACUCCAAAGUGCAAUGAAGUUGUCACGUGGACCAUCUUCGACGACCAUGUUCCCGUGUCUGAUAAACAG
This is a messenger RNA of Hyalella azteca, 843 nucleotides long. Its product is annotated as carbonic anhydrase 2. Gene Ontology annotation, molecular function: zinc ion binding; carbonate dehydratase activity. The record is from RefSeq and is a predicted model, not a curated record. Gene Ontology annotation, cellular component: plasma membrane. NCBI's taxonomy places the organism in Eukaryota, Metazoa, Arthropoda, Malacostraca, Amphipoda, Hyalellidae.